Symsagittifera roscoffensis is the source of this 3820-nucleotide messenger RNA. RefSeq lists its product as uncharacterized. Gene Ontology annotation, biological process: positive regulation of GTPase activity; Ras protein signal transduction. The transcript has 5 exons. Gene Ontology annotation, cellular component: plasma membrane. NCBI's taxonomy places the organism in Eukaryota, Metazoa, Xenacoelomorpha, Acoela, Convolutidae. Bases 1336 to 3723 code for a protein of 795 amino acids. Gene Ontology annotation, molecular function: guanyl-nucleotide exchange factor activity. The record is from RefSeq and is a predicted model, not a curated record.
GUGUUUUAGACAAAAUCGUCUCAUUAAUCAGAGAGAUUCAAUAAGAUAAAUAAACAGCUCAACAGAUAAAAACAAUCAAAUAAAUAAAACAGUUAACAUAUCGAGACAAAAGCAUCAAACCAAAAUUCGUCUUUUUAUUUAUAAAGAGAAUUUGCAAUUUAACUCUAAAUGAAAUGGAAAAUCAAUCUGGCUGUGAGCCGAACCAUAGUAACCAUUGCGACAUCUCUUCUGACAUACCAAUUCAUACCAACUCUCACAAAACGACGCAAGACGUCUAAAACCGUGCGCACCAUUACUUAAAAUGAGCAACAGUAUGUCACGCCAUAACUUAAAAAUGUCAACAAUUUGACUAACAUCUUAACUGACAGUUUUCAGUGGUUUCUAUGGAACAGUAACAGAUUUCGCUGCAAUUUGCAAUACUUCCGAAAAGAUGACAAACGUGAACAAGUAAAUCUCUUCACGUUAUAUCAAACGUUCUUUUCACAUUUCCAGAGACGCAGAAUGAAACAUUGUGGAAUAAAAUAUUAGUUUUGAGCCGUUUAGAAAAUGAAAUCCGCUUGUUUGCGCCGUUACUGAAGCCUUAAAGCGCAACCAUGUCAAAAUUUUGCCAUGUAAAAAGUAACGCUGUAUGCCUACCUACUUAAUACACUUAAAAUGUAGAUAUACCAACAGCUAAAAAGACACCAAAAACAACGUGCAAAAAGAUAUAUUUGCAUUCAAAAAAUCUGAUAAACAACGGUUUUUUCUUCACUAAAUACGACGCGCAGUCAGCGAAACGAAAAAUCAGUUUUUCUCUAGCUAGCAUUAAAAAAAACAGUUUAAUAAUUGAAACUGGUUUGGAAGCAAGAAACGAUUAUUACUGUUCGAUAAUUAUUCCGCUCAAAUUUGGAAUGGCAAAACCGAUUACUUCAAUCUUGUCAAUUCUUACCAAAACGAGUCAGCACCUUCGUCUAGAUUAAUAUAAUUGGUUCAAUCAUUCUAAUCCCGGAUUUAUUAAUGCGAGAUCAGAUAUUUCAUAGAGUUACUGACGGCUGUCUGCCAAGUAGAGCCCUUUCAAGGCAAUGAUUGGUGCCGUCUUUCAUUCAUUAAAUUACCUUACAAUUCAGAGGCUCGUAAUUGAAACUUGCUUGCGCACGAUUUAACUUCUUUUAUAUCAUUUCUUACUUAUACACCAAACAAUCAUAAUUUUACUAAGUGAGAAAAGUUCAUACCUCAUUCAUAGAUCUUCAGUUUUCACUUAUUUGAACAGUCAGUUUGCUUUACGAUCGGUUAUACUUGCAACUGAUGCAAAAUUAAUGUUGAAUAAUUUAAUUGGCCAACUAAGUAAACACACCUAUGGCAAACGAUACUAAUACCAAAACAUCAGAUUCCUUAGUGGACAGAAAGAGUUCAUGUCACAACGCAAUGUGGAAAAACAAUCAUCAGAAAUCGAGAUCCGACAUCGCAGAUCAAUUCAAACAAGCUGCAAGACGGAGAUCUUCAAUUGAAGCCAGUGAAUACAAUUUCAGUAGACGCACUUCGCUUUACAACAAUGGAAUUUCAGGCAGUCGAAAAAGUGCUGCCAGUAAUCAUUCAACUAAGUCCUCGAGCUCCGAAGCAGGGAAAAACUCUUCUGCAGCCAAUGGGUUGUUUCUCCACGGUAGACGAAACUCAAUUUUGCAACAGGAGUUGUCGCAGUUUGAACUCGAAAUCCGAGAUGUUUUACCUGAAAGUGUCGAAGAAAUUGACGAAGCUGAAUUGGAAUGCGAGUACGAGGAACAUGGCGUGGAGAAACCCGGAGCAUCGCCAGAAGCAUCGCCUUACAAGGUCGGCAGAGCACAGUUCUACUCUUGUCAGAGACAAUCGACUCUCGUCAAAUCAGAUCACCAUGAGUUCCUUGUGGGGAAAAGUGAUAAAAACUUCGAGUCGCAUGGAACACAGCAACAGAGAAAAGGAUCAUUGAGAAGAGGAAGUUUGAGUUUGGGAAUCAAUGGCAGCACAAUUGGUAAAUGGGUCAAGUCAGGAGUCUUCAGAAGUUCGCACGAUGAGGAUGAUGAGAAAUACUACUUAGUAAAAAGUGGUACCCUUGAACAGGUAGUUGAACAAUGCCUGGCACCUCAUCGCAAACUAGACGACCCAUUUUUUAAAGAUAUCCUUUUAGAGCAAUACUCGUUAUUCACUGAUAAACUAACGCUUUCGAAUCAACUUCUAUCGUCCGCUAAACGUCUUUUAUCGACUAGUACAAAAUCAAACUCAUCUUGGAAAAAAUCUCCCUCAGAUUUAGAAGAGCAAGUAAAAGAAAACGCUAAAGCUAUGAUUCUGAAAUGGAAGGAAAGCUUUUCCAAAGACUUCCAGGACUCCCAAGGUCUAGAAGUGCUUUCGACUCUUAUCACGCUGAGUGCACUUAUAAAUUCGGUACACCUGAAGCAUUCCUUAGAACGCCAGAAACGAUUAUUAGACGUUAAAGUCAAAUGUUUCAUUGACCCUCUAGAAACAAACCCCGAAACUAGCGGAAUCAAGACAGCAACCCAGGCGUCAGAUUCAACACCAACCCAGGCGUCAGAUUCAACACCAACCCAGAGAAGCUUCUCGGCCGGAAACGAUGCACACGUAAGGACUGUUUUACCCAGCAAACUGCAGUUGAAUUUCAUCCAACAGACUCCGGUUCUCAACUCGGCUCAUGAUUUCGAUACUUGUCCCAAAAGCAGUCGAAAUCGAUUGAAUUUCGACCAAGGCCAAGAUCCUAGGCAAGUGCAGAGUCUGGCUAACAGAACCAAAAAGCGCCCUCCUUUAAGAAGCCUGUCCAACUCUUCAGAGCUUCGAAACAUAGGCUCAAGCAACAGCAUGGGUUCCAGAAGCUACUACAACAUCACACCUGAAUCCCAACGCAAAUCAUUUUGUCCUUUUUCUCCAGAAGAAGUCGCGAAACAACUGACAUUCAAAUAUUCCAAUUAUUUAUUAGAAAUGCAACCUUUUGAAAUAGUGCAAUACGCCCAGGGAGAGCUAAACGCAGACUCUCCUCUGAUGAAAAUUAUACUCCUGAACAAAGAAAUAGCGGAAAAGAUUCCGUCUUCGAUUCUCUCUGAUAGACACCUCAAGUCAACUAAAAUUGCACAGAGAAUUGAAUUUUGGCUGAAAGUAGCAGAGGAGCUGAAAGAACUGCGAAACUACGAGUGUCUUCAGAUAGUCGUGCACUCUCUGAACUCGCCAAUGUACGACAGCAACAGACUACCCGAAGUGUGGAGUUAUGUAGAGAAAUACUUACUAUCACAGUUCGAACGACUCAAGGAAACAGUUUCAAUAGAAGACAACUACCAGAUUUUGAGAGAACUUCAAAAGAAAGAAGAAACAGAAGACGAAGGGCCUCAAACAAAGCCAAACGACCAGCGUAGAUACUCCAAUUCAUUCAAGAAAGUAUUGGCUCGAACUCUCAGCGGAAAACGACGCGAGAGUCGAGACUACAUCGAAAAACACGGCUUCAUUCCCUGCAUGAAUGUUAUCAAAAAAGAUAUUUUGGGAAUCUUAGCUGCUCACAAAAUGGAUAAAGAUGUCGACGGCGUUAUCCAAUUUGCAAUGCAUAGAAAAAUUCACCAACAGCUGCAACAAAUCCGAUUGGCCCAAAGAUUGCUGAAAAGGUCUCUGCAAUUGCAACAUAGCGAGUACAUCUGGAACUGGUUUUUAGAUCUUUUCAUUUUGGAAAAGGGCGAACGCGAUUCAAAUAGUGCAUUUUUAAGCCGCCGAUAGAAUUCAAACAACAGUUUUGUAAGUGGUGCUAAUUUAUCAAUCAUAGUUUCUCCCAUAAAAUAAUUUAAUUUCUGCGAAUAAAAGGAAACCGUUUUUC